CUUCUCGGCCGUGCCCCUUGGUCCUGGUGGCAGCGGUGGGAGCCGGAGGUCGUCCGGGACAGGUUCCCCUGGGCGCUCCCCCAUGGAGGAAGAGGCUGGAGCUACUCUGCCAGGGCUUAGAACUUUAAAUGAGAAUAAAGGGUAUUAUUUACGAGGAAAUGAGAGUGAAUAAGUCAUCUCUAACCUCUUCCAGCCUUGUUUUCGUAAGAGAGACCAUAUUAAACGUACGUGUAUAUAUCAUUGGCUGCUGCUUUGGGGGUUGAACGUCCUUCUGGGUGUCCAUUGUCCCCACGUAGCACGGAGGAACUUCUCUGCACUUCCAAGCAGAUUCCGACUUGCCGUUGUGUCCACGGAUGUCCUGUUUUCAAACUAUUUGAAGACUGCAUCAUCCUGCCUCCAGCACCAGCAGUUUCUCUGUUCUUGAUCAAUGUGAUUCACAGGAACUUUUAAAGUAACAAGCGAAAUGAGCCAGGGCCGUGGAAAAUAUGACUUUUAUAUUGGUCUGGGAUUGGCUAUGAGCUCCAGCAUUUUCAUUGGAGGGAGUUUCAUUUUGAAAAAAAAAGGCCUUCUGCGACUUGCCAGAAAAGGCUCCAUGAGAGCAGGUCAAGGUGGCCAUGCCUAUCUUAAAGAAUGGUUGUGGUGGGCUGGACUGCUAUCAAUGGGAGCUGGCGAGGUGGCCAACUUUGCUGCGUAUGCCUUUGCACCAGCCACCCUAGUGACUCCGUUAGGGGCACUCAGUGUCCUAGUGAGUGCCAUUCUUUCUUCAUACUUUCUAAAUGAAAGACUUAACCUUCAUGGAAAAAUUGGAUGUUUGCUAAGUAUUCUGGGAUCUACAGUUAUGGUUAUUCAUGCUCCAAAAGAAGAGGAGAUUGAGACUUUAAAUGAAAUGUCUCACAAGCUAGGAGAUCCAGGUUUUGUGGUCUUUGCAACACUUGUGGUCAUUGUGUCCUUGAUAUUAAUCUUUGUGGUGGGACCUCGCCAUGGACAGACAAACAUUCUUGUGUAUAUCACAAUCUGCUCUGUAAUUGGAGCGUUUUCAGUCUCCUGUGUUAAGGGCCUGGGCAUUGCUAUCAAAGAGCUGUUUGCUGGAAAGCCUGUGCUGCGACAUCCCCUGGCCUGGAUUCUGCUGCUGAGCCUUAUAGUCUGUGUGAGCACACAGAUUAAUUACCUGAACAGGGCCCUGGACAUAUUCAACACUUCCAUCGUGACUCCAAUAUAUUACGUAUUCUUUACAACAUCAGUUUUAACUUGCUCAGCUAUUCUUUUUAAGGAGUGGCAAGAUAUGCCUGUUGAUGAUGUCAUUGGUACUCUGAGUGGCUUCUUUACAAUCAUUGUGGGAAUAUUCUUGUUGCAUGCCUUUAAAGACGUCAGCUUUAGUCUCGCAAGUCUGCCUGUGUCUUUUCGGAAAGAUGAAAAAGCAGUGAAUGGCAGUCUCUGUAAUAUGUAUGAAGUUCUUAAUAAUAGUGAAGAGAGCUUAACCUGUGGAAUUGAACAACACACUGCUGAAAAUAUCUCCCGAAGAAAUGGAAAUCUGACAGCUUUUUAAUAAGAAAGAUGUAAUUAAAAGGUUAAUCUAUAAUUGUGUUAUAAAGUGAAUUUGAGUAUCAGAAUGAGUCUGAAAAAGCAUUGUUCUCAAAUAAUGUUCUCUAGAGACAAUCUUUUUUAAGGUUUCACUAAUCUGGACCAAGAAAUUACU
Messenger RNA from Balaenoptera acutorostrata (minke whale), 1696 nucleotides. Its product is annotated as magnesium transporter NIPA2. Gene Ontology annotation, molecular function: magnesium ion transmembrane transporter activity. NCBI's taxonomy places the organism in Eukaryota, Metazoa, Chordata, Mammalia, Artiodactyla, Balaenopteridae. The record is from RefSeq and is a predicted model, not a curated record. Gene Ontology annotation, cellular component: membrane. The transcript is spliced from 2 exons. Gene Ontology annotation, biological process: magnesium ion transport. The coding region runs from base 464 to 1546 and encodes 360 amino acids.